GUGAGCGGCCGAGAGAGGAUCCCCGAACGAGGGGUGGCGCUGGCUGCGUGCGGAGCCCGCGAGUCGCUUGCAGCCUGCCGCGCACCGAGCCUCCUGGGUCUCUCCAGCCGGGGAGGAGGACCCUCUGCGGACCCCCGACGCCGGGGAAUCCCCAGCCCAGCGCGACCACCCCGGACGCAAGAGGAUACCAAGUGGGGCGGGAGAAAUCCUCGCACUCCAGCUCUGCCGCGCUUUAGCAUCGGACCGUCCACUAGGGCCUGGACGAGCCCACUUCAGUUCCGACCCAGCAGCAGCACAAGAGAAAGCGGAGCUUAGCAAGCCGAGCGGGGAUCCGCUGUCCGCAUCGCGGACCGGACCGGUCGUCUGGAGAAGCUCCGGCCGGUUCUGACCCGCUCCAAGUCCCCUGAACCCGAGCAAGGGAGACCCCGGGACCUGCUGGGGAGAGCGGCGUCCUUGGAGAGGCGCGCGGAAUUCCGGGGAGCUGUUGGUGCCGUCGGAAGACCCGCUCCGGCGAGAGGUUCCGCCCGUCCAAAGCCGUCUCCGUCCGGGCUGCGGGGUCGGGCGAGGAAGGCAGGGCAGGACUGUUGUCUCUCUUUGCCGGAGUACGAGGUGCCUUGGGCGGACAGUGCCUUUCGGGACCGCCCGGGACUAUCGGAUCGACCCGCUGGAGCCUGGAGGAGUUUAAUUUCGGGAGGUUUUUUGGGUGCAAAUAUCAGCCCGCCGGACGCCGAACCGACGCCGGGGACGGAGCGUCCGCUCCCCGCCGAGGACCGCGAGCAGCGACGCGCCUGAAGUCCGCGCCCGCCCCGGGGGGCUCGGGAUUGUGUAGCCGCCCCGCCGGGCUCCGGCCCCGCGAUGGCCGCGGCCCGCCCGGGGGCGCCCCAGCCGCUGCUCCCGGUGGUGCUGCUGCUUCUGCUACCGGGCGGUUUUCGCGCAUUGGAAGAAACUCUGAUGGAUACGAAGUGGGUGACGUCUGAGUUGGCGUGGACGGCACAUCCGGAGACUGGGUGGGAAGAAGUCAGUGGCUACGACGAGGCCAUGAACCCCAUCCGGACGUAUCAGGUGUGCAACGUGCAAGAAAUGAACCAGAACAACUGGCUGCGCACCCAGUUCAUCGAGCGCCACGAGGUCCAGCGCGUCUACGUGGAGCUGAAAUUUACGGUGCGCGACUGCAACAGCAUCCCCAACAUCCCCGGCUCUUGCAAAGAGACCUUCAACCUUUUCUACUACGAGUCGGACACGGACUCUGCCUCUGCCUCCAGCCCCUUCUGGAUGGAAAACCCUUACGUCAAAGUGGAUACAAUUGCCCCCGACGAGAGUUUCUCGAAGCUGGAAUCCGGCCGGAUGAACACCAAGGUGCGCAGCUUCGGGCCCCUUUCCAAGAAUGGCUUCUACUUGGCUUUCCAGGACCUGGGAGCUUGCAUGUCGCUCAUCUCCGUCCGUGCCUUCUACAAAAAGUGCUCCAGCACCAUUGCUGGCUUUGCCGUUUUCCCCGAGACCUUGACUGGAGCGGAGCCGACCUCCUUGGUCAUUGCUCCGGGCACCUGCAUCCCCAAUGCGGUGGAAGUGUCUGUGCCCUUGAAACUCUACUGCAAUGGCGAUGGGGAGUGGAUGGUACCCGUGGGAGCUUGCACCUGUGCUGCUGGGUAUGAACCGGCUAUGAAGGAGACUCAGUGCCUAGCCUGUGGACCGGGCACCUUCAAGUCAAAGCAGGGGGAAGGUCGGUGCACCCCUUGCCCUCCCAACAGUCGGACAAGCUCCGGGGCAGCUACUCUCUGCAUGUGCCAGAACAACUAUUUCCGGUCAGACACCGAUCUCCCCGACAGUGCCUGCACCAGUGUCCCGUCGGCCCCGCGCAGCGUCAUAUCCAACGUGAACGAGACGUCCCUGGUGCUGGAAUGGAGCGAGCCCCGCGACUCCGGGGGCCGGGAGGACCUGCUCUACAACGUCAUCUGCAAGAAGUGCAGCGUGGAGCGCCGGCUGUGCAUGCGCUGCGACGACAACGUGGAGUUUGUCCCCCGCCAACUCGGCCUGACCGAGAGGCACAUUUACAUCAGCAACCUCAUGGCUCACACCCAGUACACCUUCGAGAUCCAGGCCGUCAACGGGGUCUCGAGCAAGAGCCUCCAGAACCCCCAGUUUGCCUCUGUCAACAUCACCACCAACCAGGCAGCUCCUUCAGCAGUUCCCACAAUGCAUCUGCACGGCAGUACGGGAAGCAGCAUGACUCUUUCCUGGGAACCUCCCAAACAGCCCAACGGGAUCAUCCUGGACUACGAGAUAAAGUACUUUGAGAAGCAGGAGCAGAGCGACGGCAUCGCCAACACCGUCACCAGCCAGAAGAACAACGUGCGCUUGGAAGGGCUGAAGCCCAACUCUGCCUACAUGGUGCAGGUCCGGGCGCGCACGGUGGCUGGCUAUGGGAUGUACAGCCUCCCCAUGGAGUUUCGGACACCAGUGGAGGAUGGCUCCAGUAGCAAGAGCUUCCAGGAACUGCCUCUUAUUGUGGGGUCGGCUACCGCGGGCCUCGUCUUCGUGAUUGCGGUCGUGGUGAUAGCCAUUGUCUGCUUCAGGAAGCAACAAAACAACACAGACUCAGAAUAUACGGAGAAGCUGCAGCAAUACAUCACUCCAGGGAUGAAGGUUUAUAUCGACCCUUUCACUUACGAGGACCCCAACGAAGCCGUCCGGGAGUUUGCCAAGGAAAUCGACAUUUCGUGCGUGAAAAUCGAGGAGGUGAUUGGAGCAGGUGAAUUCGGAGAAGUCUGCCGGGGUCGCCUCAAGCUUCCAGGAAGGAGGGAGAUCUUUGUGGCCAUCAAAACACUGAAAGUGGGCUACACGGACCGGCAGAGGCGAGACUUCCUGAGCGAGGCCAGCAUCAUGGGGCAGUUUGACCACCCCAACAUCAUCCACCUGGAAGGGGUGGUCACCAAGAGCCGACCCGUCAUGAUCGUCACAGAGUUCAUGGAGAACUGCGCCCUCGACUCCUUCCUGCGGCUGAAUGACGGGCAGUUCACGGUGAUCCAGUUGGUUGGCAUGCUUCGCGGCAUCGCCGCUGGCAUGAAGUACCUGUCCGAGAUGAACUACGUGCACCGGGACCUAGCAGCCCGCAACAUCUUGGUCAACAGCAACCUGGUGUGCAAAGUGUCCGAUUUUGGGCUCUCGCGCUUCUUGGAGGACGACCCCGCGGACCCCACCUACACCAGCUCACUGUGUCUCUUCCCGCAGGGCGGCAAGAUCCCGAUCCGGUGGACGGCCCCGGAAGCCAUCGCCUACCGCAAGUUCACGUCUGCCAGCGACGUGUGGAGCUACGGGAUCGUCAUGUGGGAGGUGAUGUCCUACGGCGAAAGACCUUACUGGGAUAUGUCCAACCAGGACGUGAUCAAUGCUGUGGAGCAAGACUACCGCCUUCCACCGCCCAUGGACUGCCCCACGGCGCUGCACCAGCUCAUGCUGGACUGCUGGGUGCGCGACCGCAACCUCCGGCCCAAGUUCUCGCAGAUUGUGAACACGCUCGACAAGCUCAUCCGCAACGCGGCCAGCCUGAAGGUCAUCGCCAGCGUGCAGUCUGGCGUUUCCCAGCCUCUCCUGGACCGCACCGUACCUGAUUACACCACCUUCACGACUGUGGGCGACUGGCUCGACGCCAUCAAAAUGGGGCGGUACAAGGAGAACUUUGUCAACGCCGGAUUCGCCUCCUUCGACCUGGUCGCCCAAAUGACAGCCGAGGACUUGCUCAGGAUAGGAGUGACACUAGCAGGACACCAGAAGAAGAUUCUGAGCAGCAUACAGGACAUGAGGUUACAAAUGAACCAGACGUUGCCAGUUCAGGUUUGACCGCUGAGGACUCUGGCUUGGAAUGGACCCGACGGGGGAACCUUCCUGGGAUUCUAGUUUGUGGUGCUGCCCGGCUUCCUGAGUGUGGGGCGGGGAGAGGUGCCGUUCUCUCUCCACCCCACACCCUCCACCCCCAUAUUUUUGUGUGGAGCCUAUUGGCUUGUCAACAGACCUCUGGCAGGACGGACAUGGGUGGUCCUAGCUAGAUUAACGGCACGCGGGGGGAGAGGCCCGAAGGAAACCCUGCCUUUUUCUUCUUUCCCCCCUUUCCCCCUUUUUGUUAUUUCGCUGUUGCGUGCUUGCAAUGGCGUGCCAGCAACGCGGAGUCUUCAUAUUGAAGGCGCAUUAUGGAGGGGGGGUGGAGGCAGAAGCUCUCUCCUCCCACUGAGGGGCUCCCCCACUGCCCUCCAAUGGUGCCAUUGUUGCCCUUUGGGCAUCUCAGCCCUCGCUGCGGCAGAUUCCUCCAACUCCACGCUGCCCAAGAGGAAAAGGAAUCCCCAGCCAACAAACAAAUGGAAAAAAGCACCUGCCAGAGCCACUCUCCUCCCCAGGAAAGGGGCGUCCAGCCGGGCGUUUUCCCCGCAUGCCCAGAGACGAUUGCGCCAGGGCCAGCUCCGCUCCCCGGGGCCGGCGGGGGAGCCACACAGGGGGCGUCUGCAGGGAGAGAUGGCGGCCGGUCCAUUUGGGACCCUGAACGCUGGAACUACAAAGCCGGUGGCGGCGCCGGCAAGUUUUCUACGCAAAGGAGUUGGGCGACGCGGCUCUGCGUCUUGCAAUCGCAGCCUUGGGUGUUUCAAGAGACCCGUCAGCGCGAGUUUGCACAGAGAUCACACGGACAGGCGGACAUUGAAAGGCAGCAGGAUUCGAGAGAAAGGGGAGGCGGAGCGGAGGAGCCUUGCAAUCUCAUUCCCCCCCCCCCCCGCCACGACUUCCUCCCCACCUCAUGUUUUAUGCAGGAAGCCGCAUGCCCCUCUCUGCGGAUCCUUUUCUUGACACACGCUAUGAUCGCUGCCAAAAAGACUGGAACACUUCCCUCUAUUUCCCACCCACCCACCACCCCCUGUUUUGUUUUGCUUUCUUCCGAAAGCCUCUGCAGUCCUGAGCCGAGGGGGCAGGAGGCUCCCUCGCGGAGAUGGCGAGCUUGCAUGUGUACGAGUGCGUGUACUGGCCGUCUGGACCGUGCAAGAAGGCAUGGGCCGAAUAAAGGCAAUAACAAUUUUACUUGAGUUUCCUUCGAUCGAUCCCUCCCUCUCUCCCCUCUCUUUCUCUCUCCUCUGCUGUACAGUACCCGCAACACGCACAAAAUGUCAGGUGCCUGCCCUUCCUUCCUUCCUCUAUUAUAGAGUUUUUCUUUUUCCCUUUGCCUCCAGAAGGAAGUGGGCAACCUUUCCCUUCCAGCCGCAGGCUACAAGCAAUGAGACGUUGGGAGGACUUUGCGAGUGGGGUGGCAGAGGCAACUGCAGCGUGCGGCCCCACCUUCUCCUGCCCUCCUGGUAUCACAGAGUUGCUUUGUGCGUGUCUGUCCAGCUAACCACUGUCUCCCUUACCCACAAUGCCUCUCUUCUUCCUGCGCAGCUUUGCCCAGCCACAGUGGUCCCUGGUUUUGGACCUGGAGGUAGUGAGGGCAGAGGGCAGGCAGGGGAACGGGGCAGCCCUCAUCUGCUCAGGACUACAAGGAGCAAACGCAGAGGAGGGCACUCUGGGUAGGAAUGGGAAUAGUCGUGGCCGCAAGGCGAGGCCCAAAUCUCUCUUGUCACUGCUCCGUCCUCCUUUUUUCAGCCCUGGUACAAGGACAACCUUGGGUAGAAAAUGUGAAAGCUAAAAACAGACCUCUCCUCCAGAAGUCAGAACUGCGCUGGGCUUCUCUGAUCCUUCGAGAGAAAAGCUGGGGGGAGAGAGAGACCUGUGGCCCUCCACGUGUUUUAGGAAUCCCACAAUUGGCCCCACCAGUGGCCGGGGAUGAUGGGAGUCGUAGCUCAGCAUCCUCAUGAGCGCUCAUAGGGUGUCUCCCCCCUCCCCAAUCCCUGCCCAAAAUGCUUCUUUGCUGCUUCAUUUCCUGGCUGUUUGCUGCAAAACCUUAAGAUACAAAAAGGACCUUGAGCCCGAUGGUUGACAGCACAGCUUAGCAGAAUCUAAUAUCCCAACUCCACCAGAGGCCUCCUUUGCAGCAGCAGUCCUCUUGGCUUGCGGGGGGGGGGGGGGAGACUGAUGGGAGGGUCCCUUUGCAGUUUCCCCCAAUGGCUUCCUGCGGAGAAGCAGGCCCUACAGUUGAGGAGCGAGGGAGGUUGCCCUUGGAAGCCUUCAGGUACAAACCCAUGCUCCCGGUUCCCAUACCCCUAUGAGUUGGAGGAGGCCAUCCCAUAGAUGCAUUGUCAGGUAAAAGAGCACGCACACCCAUACGCAGAGGCACACACUUCACUCUUGCAGUUUCUGAACAUUCUCCCACCAAAAUGUAGCCUUGAGGAGACCAGUGGCAGGUGGCUUGCCAAUGGCUUUUCCUUCUUGUCCCGUUCCGGCAUUGCAGGGCAUUGGACCAGCUGUCCCCUGGAAUCCCUUCCAACUACAUGAUUCUAUGAUGAGAGCGACUCCUUUCGGUUUGCUCACCUAAUCCUGUAGGAAGCAGAGAUUCACCAGAGCUCACCCAAAGUGUGCUUCCAGAGCUUGCUUGUUUUGCAAAGGUGAUGAGUCCGAUUCCUCCCCCUCCCCCACUCCACUCCACUCUCUCUUUUCGGGGUGCUUCUCCAAAGCUGUAACCCAGUGAUGGCCAAACUCGGCCCUCCAGCUGUUUUGGGACUGCAACUCCCAUCAUCCCUAGCUAACAGGACCAGUGACCAAAGAUGAUGGGAAUUGUAGUCCCAAAACAGCUAGAGGGCCAAGUUUGGCGAUCACUGCACCAUUUUGCAGCUUAAUUUCCACUCUCUUUUCCUUGGGAAACAGGCACGAUUGCAAAUUUAUAGCAGGGGAAUUUGCUUUGCCUCCCCAUUCUCCCCCCUCCAUCCCCACCCACCCACCAAGUAAUCGGAACGAGAAUGGAAGUAACUCAGAACAGGUGAUAUAACCUUUUUGUCAGGCCUGCUGGAAAGAGAGCAGGCUCAUCAGUUGCACAGAGCUGUUCUCGGAGUGACUGUUCUCUUCCCUGGAAAAGGCAGCCAGUGUGACUAGGAAGCUCACUACUUGAGCGUGUCAAUGAGAAAGGGCUGAAGUUUACAACUAGAGCACAUCCAGAACAAUCCAGAACAGGCACAUUUUUGCCAACCAGCUUUCCCUAAUAUGUAUUUUUGUCUGCUAUAUCCACCAAUAGAUGCAUUUUUACCACACACAUUACCUAGGGCUGACCAAAAAAAAAAACACCCAGAAGUUAUCGAGCUAUUUUUAAGGGAAAUCACCCAAAACAGCACUGCCAACAUGACUUGCCAUACAUCCAGAUUUUCCUGGGCAUUUUAGCGAUUUUUGCCCAGACACUGCUUCCGACUGCAGUUUUCAGGCUGUGUCCGGGAAAUUCCGGACGUAUGGCAACCCUAACAUUACCCUAAUAAUCUUCAUUUAGUUCACAUUACUUGGCAGUGUGUUUUCGUUCAUUCUGAUCCACCUGCCUGAGGCUACCCAUCAGGCAGAAAGAGAUGAUCCCGUAGGAGGUGCUGGGCUUUCCAUUCAACUCCUCCCCACCCAUUUCCCCCCCCCCUGUGGGGAAGGAAGGCAACCUCCACUUUAAAGAUGGCCCCGACCCCACCAAAAUCAGAAGGCAGAAGUUUCAGGUUUGCAUCUUCCCCGCCCUGCGUAUGCAAAUGCCCUUUGCUGUGCUCUGAUAUAAUGAUGCUGAAUCCAGCAGGGCACCACAUAGCAGAGGCACUUAGGUGAUUAGGAGGAAGAUUCAUGCGGUCCAGCUACAGAUCAUCAAAGUGCCACCUCCUGGUCUCAGAAAGGCUUCCUGCUGGCUUCUGAGCCUUCGUCAGCAGACGAUGCCCAUUUGCAAACACUUUUCUGCAGCCACGAGGACUAGUGGCCCUUUUGAAAAAUGAAAGCUGGGGUGCCUCUGGCACCAUGAGUGCACAUCCUUGCCGACCUAAACAUGCUUCAGUGGAGCUUGAGUAUGCUUUGUGUGGUUUCCAGAUGCAGCCCUGUUUUUAAUUUUCCACUAAUUAGCCAAUUAAGCCUGCUCAUAAUCUUGUCUCCUCGCUGGAGUCUCUAGGAUUCCUUCCAUCACCACACAGUUUUCCGGGACCCAGCCCAGCUUUGAAACAAUAUCUCCCCCCCCCCACACACACACACACCCUGGGUUUUUUACAACCUCCUUUCUGGGUACGGCCUCCCUGAAGGACAGGCUUUCCCAAACAGAUCUCCAGCUGUUUUUGGACCAUCACCCCCUGACCACUGGUCCUGCUAGCUAGGGAUGAUGGGAGAUGUAGUCCAAAAACAGCUGGAGACUUAAGUUUGGGAAACCCGCCUGAAGAAGGAUGGUUAAGUGGCUUGAAGAUAGCUUUGAGGAACAUCAUGGCCCAUCCUAGGGGAGCUCAGGGCUACUAGCAACAGGUCUUCCUUGCCCAUAAUUUCUUCCACUUUGAGCCUGGUUCCUCAUUUCCUUAAAUCCAACAUGGAGGCAAAACUUCCCUGAGGUUUGGUUUGGAAAAGCUUGUCUUGGUUUUCUCCUCCAAUAUGUUUGCCACCUUGCCAAUGUGGACUCCUUUGUCGCCACCUCAGGUCCAGCCUCUUACUUUGCUAGGUACAGAAGGAAGCGGGCCCCUAUUAGUUUGAGACACACACCCCAACCAAAUGCUGAGCAGCCAUAUAUUGCAACCAACUUACUAGACCCCCCAAUAAGGCAAAAAAGAUGGAAGGCAAGAAUUAUCAAAUUCCUGGCAACUAUAUAUAGUAGGUAGGCCCUGUUCAGCUUGGCGAGUCAUAAGGCCUAGAAGGAAGUACUUUGCUGUUGCUAGGCAACCGCAAGACAUCUGCUUCUGCCUCCAAGGGUCAGUCAGCGUAGACAAUACUGAUAUCUGGUCCAUCAUGCUUCUUCAUGCCUCUGUGUGGGAACAGCCUGUCCAAAUUACUGUACAUUACGUCUUACGUGCAGGAAGUUAGUCCUAUGUACAUCGUUCAGAAAUGUGGGGUCGGUUCUCUGAGCUUAUCUGAGAAGCGGUUGCUCCCUUUUGGCGCACGCGCAUAGGACUUUUCGUGUGUGAAUGCAGCCAUAUUCAGAAGGGUCGCGGGUGGCAAGCAUGACAAGGAGACGUGUGGACAAGCCAGUGGGAACUGCUAGGCAAGUCCUGCCAUUGCCUAGGUCUGUGACAUGGUUUCCCCAUCAAUCCCUCCAUCUUGCAAAAUGACCCCACUGGACAAAGACCUGCAGCCACGACGAGUCCCCCUUCAAGGAAAGGUUCAAGAAUCUCAAUGAUGUUCUCUACCUUAACAGUAUGGUUUGCUAUAUAGGACAGGGGCCUUAACAUGUAACUGAGACCUCCGCAUACAGCCGGGAUGGAGAAGCCCGUGGUCCUCCAAUUGGUGUUGGACUACAACUCCCAUCAUCCCUGACUAUGUGCUGUGCAGCAUGGGCUGGUGGGAGUUGGAGUCCAGCAACAUCUGGAGGUCUACACUCUUGGCGUGCAGGCAAGAAGAGUGAAACUCACAACGUGCGUACCUGUUUUUCAUUGUAUGGUUUAGUGAACAUGUUUUCUUUAUUAAACAUACCUUCUUUCUCUCGCUCUCGGAGAGAGAGGGAGCUAUAGAUCAGACUCUUAUUUUCUCCUUUUGCACAAACAUUGUAAUUUGGAAUCGUGUUGAAUUCAAUAGCCUGGAUUUCUGUUUGUUUUGUUUUGCAUUUGUUGUUGUUUAGUCUCUAAUCCUCAAGGCUGUGGCAGUGGACUUGCUAGCAGAAGGUUUGUGCCAUGCAAAAACCUCAGAAGUUGGGCAAGAACUUCUACUCGUCAGGUUUUUUUAUUGUAGGUCCUUGUCUACGAAUGAUUAGGAGAAACAUUAUCUUACCCUAGAGAAUAUAAGCAAAUGUGUGCAUAAGCAGAACGGUGCAGGAAUGUGGGUUACCUGGGUGUAGAAUAUGAACUUUUUAAACAACUAAUGAUUUCCUCUGCCCAGAAUAUGGCCCCCUGUCUUUGCUUGUAUGAAAAAGGUGGAGCCCAUUUAACACUGAAGCACAAAGUUCUUGAAAUGGUCUUGUAGCCGUGCCUUCACUCUCUGUUCCAUAAAGUGUGCCGAUUUUAGGUUAUAAUGCUGGUUCCUUGUGUGUUAAGAUGAUGUAUGGGGAACGCAACCUGAACCUUUGGCUUGAACUCUGUCACAACAAACAGAUUCAUGUGCACCAGCAGGGAGGGCCAUUCCACCUCAGGCAUCAACACUUCCUGCGCCCCCGUUUCUGAGGUCAGGAAUUUGGAAAAUGGACUACCUGAAGCAGACAACUUUCAGCUCUACCUGAGAUAGAAGAGGCAGGCGUGUGGUACACAUUUUACCCCUUCCGUUCUCCCUCACGCCUGCCCAUCUUGCAACGACACAUCGACAGCAUCUUUCAUUAAUACAAAAGCUUGCAUGCGUCAUGUUCCUUCGCGUGUCCCUCGAACAAACCACAGCUCAGGAAUAAUAACCCACUAGUCCUUGUGCUUGCAAAGGAAAGUUUGAGAAAGGGCAGAGAAGAAGAGAGUGGGAUGGGGAAACACUGAAGCCCCCUGAGAAUGUGGCUUUGUCUCAACGCAGGAAGGUGAGGGCUUCACUUAAGGCAGUUCUCCAUGGGUAUUCUGGUUGUGUAAACCAAAUAUAACUUGCAGGCCCCAGAGUGGGAGUUCAGCAAGCUCUAGACCGGGGAUGCGGAACUCAUGGUCCUUAAGAUGUUGGACUCCGGUUCCCAUCCAUGCCAGCCAGAAGAGCCAAUGGUCAGGGAUGCUGGGGGUUGUCCUUUGGUAAUGUCUGGAGGGCUACUGGUUCUCCAUCCAUGUGCUAAGCUGAUUUCAAUAAUAGGGCUUUGAAGGUCCUGGCUAAGGCCAGUGGGAGUUUUCCCCAUGGAUAUUAAACACCUGAACCUCUGCAGGUUCUUCUGGGCUUCCUGUCCCCACCUCUUUCCUCCGCAUGGUGCCUUUAAUUUAUUUGGUGCUUUGCCAAGCUGUUGGGCAUCUCAGUUUGUGGUGUGCCUCAGCUCCUGGAUGGUCAGCCCUCAGUCUAAUUUCAUGUGCAAGGAAGGCAGAGAAGCGGGUGGCAGAGAGAGGAAAGCUGGCAGGAAACGAAGGAGCAGGGGGGACAGUUCCUGCCCGUUCUGAUUCUGUGGUAGGUCACCCACCCCC
Messenger RNA from Zootoca vivipara (common lizard), 11117 nucleotides. RefSeq names its product EPH receptor B3 (gene EPHB3). Gene Ontology annotation, biological process: ephrin receptor signaling pathway; axon guidance; protein phosphorylation. Gene Ontology annotation, cellular component: dendrite; plasma membrane. The record is from RefSeq and is a predicted model, not a curated record. Gene Ontology annotation, molecular function: transmembrane-ephrin receptor activity; ATP binding; protein binding. Lineage: Eukaryota; Metazoa; Chordata; Lepidosauria; Squamata; Lacertidae.